Molecule: messenger RNA, 5830 nt
Organism: Dunckerocampus dactyliophorus (ringed pipefish)
Lineage: Eukaryota; Metazoa; Chordata; Actinopteri; Syngnathiformes; Syngnathidae
Gene: phactr4b
Product: phosphatase and actin regulator 4b
Exons: 14
Coding region: 1630-4302 (890 amino acids)
Biological process (GO): actin cytoskeleton organization; neural crest cell migration
Molecular function (GO): actin binding
Source: RefSeq, a predicted model, not a curated record
CUUUCUCCGUGUGCAUUUCUCCAUGACAAUUAGUUGUCUACUUUUUACGACGUUUCAAUCACUUAUUGAGCAGAGAUGGAGAGAGCUCACGAUUAGUUGUUAGUUUUACAACAUCCACUGCACAGUCUCUCUCUCUCUCUCUCUCUCUCUCAUUCUAGGUUUCCCAUUUACUUUACCACCACAAGGAAUGUUAAAUCACUGAGAUCACAUGAAGGAAUGUCAGCUGUGUUUUCAUGUGCUCAUGCAUAUGUGCUGCACACUUUCUUUUCAUAAUGGGGAUCACCCUCCCAGUUAUUACAUUACAUUGGAAACCUCAGUUGAUUGAAUCAUAAAUUGUAUGGAUGACUAGUACUGUAAAAAUGUGUGCUUUUAGAUUCCACAAGAAAAGGUUACAUUUUAAUGCUAUGAGUGUCAGAUAAGGGAAUAUAAAUAAUCUUCCCUUGCCAAUGGUUUGGUUAUUAAAGUGGAUGCAAUUGUUCACUGUGUGUUGCUCCUGGUGGUAGUCGGCCUCUUACAUAAGUGAUCAUGAAGGAUUUUUUUUGUUUUUUUUUCAAGCAACAAUUUGAUCACAUGCUCACCUGACCAAGGCUGUCAUGACUCAUGGAAUUAUGAGGUCAGAGGGAAAUCUUAGCCACUGUGGGACAUGUUUACAGGACUGGUAGGUGUGGCCUCCUAAAGUCUCACACCCCCCCAUGUUUCCUGACUCAAAUGCCUUAUCUUUCAGCUUCAGAUUACACAGCUCGACUACCAGAAUUCCUGUCUUGUAUUGCAAUGACAUGUUUUACACAAGCAGGUUGUUGUUAAUGUGUUAGCAGGUAGUGGUAAUGGUUCACUGGUGUCACUGGAUUGGACUUUGCAGAACAGUGUGAUUGAGAGCUGCACAGUGCACUGUUACGGUUUGUGAGGGGAAGAGGUUGUCUUUGUUCUCAGUCGCACAAUCAGGGUGGAGUGCCGUUUCCUCUCUCUGUUUCCAGGCUGCCCCCUUCACUCCUGUACUUUUUUGUGUCUUUUUCGCCUUGGCCGUUUCCAGUCCCACAGUCACUCAGAACUAGGCUCAAUUUUCCUCAUCAAAAACUUUCAUUAUUUGGCCGAUUUUCUUUAUCUGUGAAGAAUAUAUUGGAGCUGAACCACUGGUCUCUUGAAUCAGAAAUGUCAUUUGGAUGUACUUUUUUGUGUGUGUUGUAGUGCGAUAAUUUAAUCAGGUUUAAGUGCUUGUCUUCAAAGGAUUUGAUCAGUCAUCUUUUUCAAAUGGAUGCCUACUGCCCUGGUUGUGUAGUACUGUAUGUGUGCUGGCCUGGCACAGCCUGCUUUUAUCCUGCUUGACUGGCUUCAGCUGAGCCACUGUGACACAGGCUCUUUGGACGCUGCAGUCGACUGAUAAACAUUUGGAUCACGGGUCAACCGCACUGGUUUAUUAGGAUGUUAUGGCAGCUGGUCAGAAUCCUCCUAGUUGUACUACGACAAUAUAAGAUGGAUUUCCUCAGUGUGGAUGUGUUCCUUGAAGCUCAACCAGCUCUGAUUUUAAUUUUCGCUGACUUUCAGACUUUUUUGGUCUACGCCGAUUGAAGUUUUGGAAUACAUCGAGAUCAGUCGCAUUUGAAAUUGCUGAAUGUACCCUGCUUCUUUCCCAUGGCAUGCUGUUUUAAAAGCCGCCGCCAUGGAAGCUGGACACUUACCAGACACUUUCCAGACGAUGAAGGGGAGCAGCACCACAGCACGAUGGUGGCAGAGGCGGGCAGCACAACGGGGGACAGUACCCCUCCCCCAAAACGCAAGGGCAAGUUCUCCAGUCUUGGCAAGAUCUUCAAGCCGUGGAAAUGGCGUAAGAAGAAAAGCAGCGAGAAGUUCAAGGAAGCGUCAGAAGAACUGGAGAGAAGGAUGUCGACGAGGCGUACCCGACAGGAGCUUAUAGAACAGGGAGUGCUGAAGGAGGUGCCGGACAAUGGUGCAGAUGGAGCAGCUCAAAGCUUGAAGCAGCCCUACGUGAAGAAUGGUCACACUCUGCCUGUGAGUGGAGGAGGGGGUGUGAGUGCUGGAAGGAGCAACCAGGGCAAAGCACCCUCCGAUUCGGACUUUAGGAUAAACCCUACUUGGCUCCCCCAGACGGAAGACCAUAGGGGCCGCUGUCCCUCAGAUGGUGAUCGACGGAGAGUUCUGUCCUCGAGGGCUUCUGGACCGCCGGAAGAACCACAGAGAGGAAGUGGCGUGAUGGGAACUCGAGUACAUGGGGAGAACGAGUGGAAGUCUAACAUGGCCUGGCAAGGACAGGUUCACAAUCAGAUGAGUGACGGCCAAAGUGGGGGCCAGCUUCUCCCUGAAAAUGGACAGAGGAGGCCUGGGCUGCAGAAAGUGCCAUCAGAGGAUGGCAGGAGGAGUCGGCCGGCUGAUGUGGACUGGAAGCCCACACUCCCUCGACAUGCGUCUGCUGAAGAGGGAAGGGCUCGUAGAGAGUCAGACAGCCAUUUUGCCCCUGACCCUGACGCCCUGAGAGACACUCUUCGUGAACCUCUGCCGCCUAAACAGUCCAUCAUGCCUCCAAAGUGGCUGAUAAGCUCCACACCGGAACCUGGCAGCGAGGGGCCAUCUCGCCCCCCAUCCAACCAGUAUCAGACCUCCUCUUCCUCCUCGGCUGCCGCGUCUAAGCCUACAAGGAACGUCUCCUCUGCAGGUGCGAGCACGCCGCAGCCCCCAUCGGUAGCCUCAUCGUCAUCCACCACUCAGGCCGCCAAGCAGCCGCCUUUACCUCCGCCCAAGCCGGUGAAUAGGGGCAACCCAGGUGUGCUGGUCUCCGCCCUGCAGGGGGGAGAGAAUGCACAGCUUCCGCUCUACUGGUCCUGCUGGAAGCGAGAGUGCGAGUAUGAUGUCUAUCUGUCCCUGCCUGUCUACCUGUGCCGGCGGGCUGGAGGCCUGCGCUCAGGAGAUGUCACACAAGGCACGGGGGGUGCCAGUCUUGUCCCAGCCAAGCCCUCUCCACCAAUGCCCCCAAAGAGAACCACACCCGUCACCAAACGCAACUCGGAGGAUCCCUCUACUUCAGGCCAUGCCAUCACCCCCUCACCGCUUUCUCUUGAGGAGCACAGCUCUGUGAGCUUUCAGCUGCCCCCUCCCCCUCCCUCCCCUCCGCUGCCAGCACACAUACCUCCCUCUCCACCGCGCCAACACAUGCACACUCACCACCUCCACCAUCAGCACUCUUACCCGCACCCACUGCCCCAACCCAUACCCAUCCUGUUUGAUCCACCAAGCCCUACCGUUGAGUCGCCCCAGCGCCAAGCUCCCAUUCCACUGCAUAUCAUGAUUCAGCGAGCUCUGUCCAGUCCUGGCCCAGUUCAGCCCAACCCAGACGGGUCACAGCGUGCGCACACCAUGCUCUUUGAAACGCCUCCUGAUUACCAAGCAGAACGAGGUCGCCCCCUUCCUGUCAGCAUCCAACCACUAAAACUAUCCGAGGACGACUACUCAGAAGAGGAUGAGGAAGAGGAGGAGGAUGAUGAUGAUGAGGAAGAGGAGGAGUAUGACGGGGAGAUCCCCCAGCCGGAACUUGAGCCACGUAGUCGCCGAGGCUUGGUCGGCGAUGUCGGAAUAUGUGUCAUUCCCGGUGGAGAUAAUGAUGACGAGGAAGAUGAGGAGCAAGACGACGAGGAUGAUGAAGCGCAUGGCCUGCACCGAGAGGAUAGCGACUCAGAUGGUCCUGUGCAUUAUAGAGAUGACGAAUCCGAUGAGGAUGAGGAGGAAGAACCCCCACUGAGUGCCCUGGCCAGCAGGGUAAAAAGGAAAGACACUCUGGCAUUGAAGCUGAACAGCCGUCCCUCUGCACCCGACAGGGACAGAUUUUUGCAGGAGAGAAGUGCCAGAGAUGACACUCCUCUGCCACCGGGACAGACCGGCCUCACCUGGCAGAGCAGGGAGCAGUGGGAGGCCAUCCGCACGCAGAUUGGCACCGCGCUCACACGACGUCUCAGCCAGCGACCCACUGCUGAGGAGCUGGAGCAAAGAAACAUCCUUCAACCCAAAAAUCAGGCUGACAGACAAGCGGAAGUUAGGGAGAUCAAGCGACGACUGACCAGAAAGCUGAGUCAAAGACCCACAGUUGCAGAACUGCAGGCCAGAAAAAUUUUGCGAUUCCACGAAUAUGUGGAAGUCACAGAUGCCCAAGACUACGAUCGCAGGGCGGACAAGCCGUGGACCAAGCUGACUCCUGCUGAUAAGGCAGCCAUCCGAAAGGAGCUUAAUGAUUAUAAAAGUACUGAAAUGGAGGUUCACGAAGAGAGCAGAAUCUACACAAGGUUUCACCGGCCUUAGCCGCCUCCUUCUUCACCUGGUGAAUGAAGCACUUAAGGUCUUCGUGGCAAGCAGCUGCUGUCUGUGCAAACGGACUGCCCUUUCUCAUUUCCUGAAUGUACUGUACAUUUUAUCAGGGACAACCUGGAACUGACAAGAAUGCUUCUCGCGUCCCUUCCAUUACCCUCAAGGCAUUGCUUUCAGCCGACGGAAGUGGUGGUGGUUGGAGAUGAUGCAGAUGCAGUAUUUAUCCCGGACAACAGGGGUAACCACGUGCCAACCAAAUGGUGACAUUUGCAAAGGACCUACAGUGCAGGGCUGCUGUAAUGUGGUGGCCCUCAGGGACCUGGAUCUAGUCAAUACCUUUAAUGCGGCCUCAUUCUGUGUUGCCUUUUUCUUCUCUACUGUAUAUGGAAACGCUAACUCAUUUGUCUUGUUAAUGUGAGAUCAAAAAUAAUAAUAGUAACGAAAAAUGGUCAUUUCUAGUACUCCACAAUAAUAUUGGAGAUGACACAUGGCAUUAGCCAGGGUGGACUGGAGGAUGAAGACUGGGAUAUUCUGUUUUAGGACUGGACAUCUCUGGGACAUUGUGUGUUUUUAUAUUAACUGUACAGAUUGCUAUUAUAAUACCUUAGAAUGAAACUUGCAAAGAUCUAAUUACAAAGUAUUGUGUAAUGCACAAGAUAUUUUAUACUAUAAUUUUGAUCACAUCAGUAGUGACCGUUUUGUUUUUGUUUGUUUUGUUUUUUUUGGCUUGCCUGUAUUUAUCGUUGUGAUGUGCGGUGGCCAUUUAAGCGUGAGUGUAGAAAUAGAAAAGAAUUUUCAGGCCAGGAUGCUCUUGGUGAGUUUGUGUGCCAAUGUACCCAAUGCCUAGUAAAUAUAGGAUAUUGAUAUUCAUAUCAACUAUUUCGAAAUCUACUGCAUGAGCCAACAAGGAUCCCACUCCCUGGAUCUGGAUAUCCUCUCUUCAUUUAUACUUUUCUAUGAGUUUUUGUACUUCCCUUUAAUCACACACACACACACACAAUGCAUUUCUGUAGCCAUUUUCUUAUAAGGUCAUACUGGUGUUGUCUACUAAGAAUUCAAUGUAAGUUGCUGUGAGUAGAUCAGGGAUUUAUCAACAAAAAAAAUCUGAAAAAGUAUGAACGGUCAACAGGGGAUCAUUUUGGCUGGAACUUUCUUUUUUUGGAAACUGCAACUGUUUUUAUUUUGUAGUGUUGUCUGGCCAGUAGCUUACAGGGUUCUCCAUGCUGUGUACAGGUGGGUAUAGGUUUAACUGAUGCUUGUGUAUAUCUUGUCUUCCUUUCAUUUGAAAAGAAAUUUUAAAUAAAGUAUUAUAGGUUGCUAUUUUUUUAAGCACAAAAUCUUAGUUUAUGAUUAAAUGCUACAAGAAUGGGAAUAUCAGUGUGUACCCUUUCUGUAAAACUAAGUUCAUUUGUAAUUGAAUGUGAAGAUGUAUGGACUGAUAGUUAUUUUGCUUUUAAUUGUAAAUAGUAACAUCUGGAUCUAAUUAAAAAUCUUACAGCUUGAACCUUCUGUGCAGUGAUUC